AAGUACUACCAACGCUAGUAUUACAGACUGAACCUCUCAGUCACUCCCUAUGGGUUAUCGGCUUCAUCAUUAUAAUCACAUUCUCCCCAUUUAUUAUCACCCUUUUCCUCGGCUCUUCUCUUUUCGCUUCAAUUUCAGGGUGUGGUGUUGCAGCCAGAGUGGUAAAAAUCAGGCACAAAUGGAGCAAGUAGUUGUUAAUGGUUCAGAGUCACAUUUAGUUGUUGUGGAUAAUCCUAAUUUGUUGCAAAAGAAAAUGUCUGCAAUUCGCCUUGCCGGUCCUGCAAAGCUCCAGGUAAUUGCAGAUUUCGAUGCCACAUUGACAAAAUACUGGAUCGAUGGUUGUCGAGGCCAAAGCAGUCAUAACCUUUUACAGCAGGAGGAUCCUGAGUACAAUGUCAAGAGGCAGAAGUUAUAUGAUUACUAUCAUCCCUUAGAAUUUGAUCCAGCUAUUCCCCUUGAUAAGAAAGCAAAGCUCAUGGUAGAGUGGUGGGAAAAAACACAUGCUCUUCUCAUUGAAGGAGGCCUUACAUACAAUGCAAUUCAAAAUUCAGUGGCUAAAGCCACAAUUGCAUUCCGAGACGGUGUAACUGAGCUUUUUGAACUUUUAGAGGAAAAAGGUGUACCUGUUCUUAUAUUCUCUGCAGGUUUAGCUGACAUAAUAGAGGAGGUGCUGAAGCAGAAAGUUCAUAGAUCUUUCAAGAACGUUAGAAUUGUCUCCAACAAGAUGGUGUUUGACGAAAAUGGUCGCCUACAGUCAUUUAAAGGUAAGACAAUCCAUGUACUCAACAAGAAUGAGCAUGCACUUGACAUGGCCGCACCACUUCACGAUCACUGCGAUGACCUGAAUGGACUGGGCGAUGAGAAAUCUUCAUUAAAGAAGAGAACUAAUGUGCUACUCCUUGGUGACCACAUUGGAGAUUUGGGAAUGUCAGAUGGCUUGGAUUAUGAAACAAGAAUAUCUGUGGGUUUUCUGUACAUAGGUUCCUAAUGGCGGCAACGAGCAAAACGUCCAAACAAUAAGAAAGAGAUAAUGACAGGCAACCGCCUAAAAAGCUUACUGGAAAAGCGACAGGUGCUCCCAACCCACAGAACAAAAGAAAGCGGACUGAGAAAGCAAAGGCACCGCCGACUAGGCAGUGAAUUGAUGAAUCAGAGCAAGAAGAGGAGGAACCAUUAGUGAGGAGGACUGUGAAAAUUGGUACCACAAAAACAUCAGCAAAUCUGCCAAGCAAGGAGAUAAAGUUCAGAGAACCGGUGCCGCACCAGACCAAAUCCACCAAGCAGAUUGAUCCGAAAGAUAAAGGGAAGCAGAAGACUACCUCAGAAUCUCAGUCUGAUUCGGACUAUGAGCUCACAAAUGUCAACAUGAGCGACGAAGAUGAGGGUGAACCAAUUGACCGAGCUGCUUGGGAGAAGAAUUUUGUUAGUGAAAAGGCAUUCCGAGCUUAUGAGAAGCUCUUGGAUUCAAAGAAAUAUAUUCCAGAAAAGCCAAUCAACAUUGGAGCACUGAAGAAAAAUUAUCCAGAUCUUCUGAAAUCAAUUCGAGAGGUGCAAUAAUGGGGACCUAUCUUGAAGGGCCACGACAAGGCCAACCUUACUAUUGUCAGAGAGCUUUACGCCAAUUGGCACCACUUACGGGGCAGCAUUGUGAGAGUACGAGGAAUGGAUAUCAAUGUCUCAGCUAAAGCUCUGAACGGGUUCUUAGGGGUGUCACACACACCAACGGACAAGUAUGACUCUAUAUGCAAACCGCCUGAUUACUAACAUAUUCAGUCCGUCCUAUGCCCUACUAGGAAAGAUGCAAAUUGGAAGCAUGAGAGUGUAGAGUACCAUUCUCUGGCCAAAGAAUUCAUGAGCGCAUUAGCACGUAGUUCUGAAUUUCAUAUGCAACCGCUUGAUGCCGUGUAAACACAAAACUAAUGUCCCUCGAUACCGAGCACUAGUGUUGUAUGCUUUAUUGGAGGGGAUCCCACUCAACUUGGGAGCCAUCAUGCAUGACCAGAUGCAGCGCACCAUGAUGAACUACAAGUGGAGGUUCUUUGCAAAUACUUUAUCGGCUUACUUGACGGAGAUGGGAGUGCUAUGGGACAUGAAGAAUGAUGUUACUCAUGUACUAGAGCCAAACAUGGGGAGGGCCUCUAAGUUCACUAUUCAACAGUUGUUUGAGCAGAUGCGAGCUGAUAUGCAAGAGAACAAGGCUGAGUUGAUCGCGACUCGUACCGAGUUGAGUGCCACUAGAUAUGAGUUGAUUCAGACUCGUGCGGAUCUAGCCGAGUCCAGACUGAGUAGGCUACGAUGACGAGAGAGGUAUCAGUACUCCUCCGUGCUUUGGUCCAACGUACAAAUAUAGAUAUCUCACAGUUUGCACCAUCCGCUGCUGGACCAUCCACGUCUGCUCUUCCUAUAGUCCCGGGGUCUCCGUCCACCAUGCCCACUGAGGCCGCCGUGCCGCAUGCUACAGACUCAGCUCCAUCUGAUGAUGAUAAGACUGUGACCGAGUCCCCUAUUCGUGAGGAUGUUAUUGCUAUGCCAGAGAGGGCCAUGAUAGAUAUCAUGGAUGCUUCUGGUACUCACUUGGUUGUUGCCCAUUGUCUCUGAUGCUCCUUCACAUACCACGGAGGAGCCCUCCACAUCGACUUGAGGGAAAUUCUUCUUACCCUACUCCACUUUAUUUGUGUGCAUUGGGGACAACGCACGGUUUUAAGUGUGGGAUGGGGGUUAUUCAUUUUUUGUGUGGAUGAAUGUACUUAACUAUUACAAUGUUUGUUGCUUUUGAUACUUUUGGGGCUGUAAUAUUCACUGAAUUAACGGCUUGUAAUAAUUAGUAAAUUCGUCUAUAAGUAGUAGCUCUCAGUCUUUUGUUGUUUACAUUUGUAGUAAGUAGCUCUAUUAAAAAAAAUUAAUAAUAAUAUCAAACAAAUAGAGAACUUUUCUCGACGACGGACUACCUGGACAGUUCUCUCGAGGGAUUAAGGUCCUUGGAAAAAGAAAAAAAGAUCUUCAGUUGAUUCUAGGAAGUAGUGUAAGUAUUAGGAAAUUGACAGAAAAAUAAAGAAAAGCAUAAAAAUAUUUUAUUUACUUUGAGUAGUUAGUUUAAAGUUUAAUCUAUUAGGCAAUAAUCCUCCUUGAUUUUUCUUUGGCCAUUGGUUCUUUUUCAAGUAUGAAUUUUUGAACCAGGUAUUAUUUUUUUUAUUUGUAGAGUAGUGUAGGAUAUAAAGACUCAGACUAAAUUCAGCACAUUCAGUGACUUAUUUGAUACCAACAGAGUUAGACCUGAGCAUGUGGAUUAUAACUUUCUCCAUGAGUUUUUGAGAACCACUUUUGCUUUAAAAAGUAGAAUAAUUUUUUUGUGACGCUUAGGCUCAUUUUCUUGACUCCUGUGCUAACUAUUAUGCCUUGUACAUUAAAUUUGUAGCUUAGCUCUGUACUUGCUUUUAUUGAAAGUUGGAAUGUAGCCAUUCUAAUUGAAUCAUAUGCCAUUGUGGUGAGAUUUUUGUAUAGUUCCAUGUAGUACAUUUGUGACAAGAGUGAGUUGCUCUAGUGGUGAGCACCCUCCACUUCCAACCAAGAGGUUGUGAGU
This is a messenger RNA of Nicotiana tabacum (common tobacco), 3580 nucleotides long. RefSeq lists its product as uncharacterized. The record is from RefSeq and is a predicted model, not a curated record. Gene Ontology annotation, molecular function: 5'-nucleotidase activity; magnesium ion binding. Gene Ontology annotation, cellular component: cytoplasm. Lineage: Eukaryota; Viridiplantae; Streptophyta; Magnoliopsida; Solanales; Solanaceae.